AGCGAAUGUCCCCACGCGGUGCAAAGAGGGAGCAGAGACACGUGUUUUCUCAGUGCCAGCUGGACGGGCGGACGUGAAAGGGUGUCGUGGUGGUUCUUCUCUUUAUUUUGUUACUUUCAAGCACCCGUGGGGUUUUCUCAACACGAUGUUGGAUAAGAUGGUUAAGAAGACUGUAAAACGCAAGUUGACAGAACCUGUAGAAGGUUCUACAGGAAAGAAAAAGAAGACUGGGCCGAACAACGAAGGCAGCAGCCCAAAUUUGACAAAGAAGAUCAAGAAGAAGUCGCAGCAGCAAGGGAUUGCAGGAGAUGAUGGCAUUCAGAAGAAGCCGAAGUUGACAGAAGAAAAGAUUUUAAAACCAAAGAAGAUCCUAAAAAAGAAAAAGCAGGAAGAGAAGACAGAAAACGGCACCCAGGAGCAGGUUCUGCAGCCCAAGUUAACAGAAGAAAAAGGCCCAAAACUGAAGAAGAAAGGUGCCAAAAAGAAAAAGCAGCAAGAAGGCUCACCCAAUGGCAUAUCCGAGCAAGAGAAUCAGCAGCCCAUGGAAACAGGAGCGGAUAGUCCUAAGGUAAAGAAGAAGGCUAAAAAGAUAAAGAUGCUAGGGAUCCUCGCGGAUAGUGAUGUCCAGUCUGAGAAAGUGCAGCCAGAACAAAAGGCGGAAAAGAAAGCGGCUGUCAAGAACAAGAAGAAAGGAGUCAUAGCUAAUGGCAACGUCAAACCAGUGAAAGAACAGACUGAAGGAAAUGAGGCAAAGAAGGCUGUCAAGAAUAAAAAGAAAGGAAUCAUAGCUAACAGCGAUGUCGAACCAGUGAAAGAACAGACGGAAGAAAAUGAGGCAAAGAAGGCGGCCCUCAACAAUAAGAAGCAAGAAGCCGUUGAUGUCAAACCAGUGAAAGUGCAGCCGGAAGAGAAUGGGACACCAAUGAAAUUGGAGCUUUCCGACCUCCAGAAAAGGAUGCUUGAGCGCACACAGCCCUCUGAAGAGGAAUUGGCACAGAUGCGAGAGGAAAGACAAAUGAGGCGCGGACGGGGGUUCAGCACUCCCAGAAUGCGUGGAGGUGACAGGAGGGGUGGAAACAGGCGCGGCGGUGACAGGCGCAGCUACGACAGGCAUGGUGGUGGUGGUGGUGGCCGUGGGGGCUUCACACCUACUUUUGUGACGGGCCCUAAUGCAAUUCAUGUUGAUUGGCCAAGGACUACUCCAACCAAACCAGACAAUGAUGAGUCCGCAGAAAAGCCAGCUUCUCUUCUCAAACCAGACUACCUUUCUCCUGAUUAUAAACCCCCUCCGGAUAUGAUGGGAUUAACCCCCCGCAGGGAAAUGGGGAGAGGCCGAGGCAGGGGCCGAGGCAGGGGCCGUGGAGGAGGAUUCGGAAGGAGAGGUAGUGACAAUGAGGGUGGCGAUAGUGACGGAGACGAUGAAGAUGGAGGUGGCUUUGGUCGGAGAGGAGGGAGAGGUUUUGGUGGGAGAGGUGGCGGCAGAUCGCGUGGACGAGGAGGUGGUGGGAGAGGAAGAGGAGGGGGUGGCCCAGGAAGAGGAAGAGGAGGUGGUAGAGGCAGAGGCUUCAGAGGUGGAGGAAUGGGUCGUGGCGGCGGUGGCGGAAAAAAUCCUAACCUAAUUCCUGUGCCGUUCGAUAAGAAGGAUUAAGAUGCCAACAAACAAACAAA
Molecule: messenger RNA, 1668 nt
Organism: Penaeus monodon (black tiger shrimp)
Lineage: Eukaryota; Metazoa; Arthropoda; Malacostraca; Decapoda; Penaeidae
Product: translation initiation factor IF-2-like
Exons: 14
Coding region: 146-1648 (500 amino acids)
Source: RefSeq, a predicted model, not a curated record